Trifolium pratense (red clover) is the source of this 1777-nucleotide messenger RNA. RefSeq names its product oxysterol-binding protein-related protein 3A-like. Gene Ontology annotation, molecular function: sterol binding. The record is from RefSeq and is a predicted model, not a curated record. The coding region runs from base 196 to 1575 and encodes 459 amino acids. Gene Ontology annotation, cellular component: cytosol; membrane; intracellular membrane-bounded organelle. Lineage: Eukaryota; Viridiplantae; Streptophyta; Magnoliopsida; Fabales; Fabaceae. The transcript has 10 exons.
UCUUAUUCAUUCUCAAUAAUAAUUCAUUUUUAUAUCAUCAUCAUAUAAAUAAUAAUAAUAAUAUUUCAGAUAUUUUAAUACCAUUUGGAUCGUUAACUUUUAGAUCCAUUUUGCUACACAAAAAUCAUCUCUUUUCUCAAUUGGGUUUCUCUGUUUCAAUAUUUCUUCCAAUUUUCGUAGGGUUUUUUCAUUUCCAUGGCACCAAUGGAUCCUAACCAAACUACUUCUUCUUCUAGUAGUAGUAGUGGUGGUGGUUUUUUUUCUUCUAUUGCUUCAAGUUUGUUCGGCACUUCCAGUACCAAAUCCGUUAAUAGUACUCCAAGUAUUGAUGGAUUAGAAGUUGUUAAUCCAGAAGGAGGAACUGAAGAUGCUGAAGAGGAAGCUAAAAAGGGAAGGUGGAAAGAUGAGGAACGGGAUAGUUACUGGAAAAUGAUGCAAAAGUAUGUUGGGUCUGAUAUCACAUCAAUGGUGACACUCCCAGUUAUAAUUUUUGAGCCAAUGACGAUGCUACAAAGAAUGGCUGAGCUUAUGGAGUACUCUUACCUAUUAGAUAUGGCGGAUGAAACUGAUGAUCCAUACAUGAGACUUGUAUAUGCCUCAUCAUUCUUUAUAUCCGUCUACUACGCCUAUCAACGAACGUGGAAGCCGUUCAAUCCAAUUCUUGGCGAGACUUACGAAAUGGCAAACCAUGGUGGCAUGUCAUUUAUAGCAGAACAGGUCAGUCAUCAUCCCCCAAUGAGUGCCGGACAUGCCGAAAAUGAGCAUUUCACUUAUGAUGUGACAUCAAAACUGAAAACCAAAUUUCUUGGCAACUCCGCUGAUGUAUAUCCUGUUGGAAGAACACGUGUUACACUUAAAAGAGAUGGUGUGACCCUUGAUUUGGUGCCUCCACCUACAAAAAUAAGCAACUUGAUUUUUGGACGAACUUGGAUUGAUUCACCGGGGGAGAUGGUCCUGACCAAUCUGACUACUGGGGACAAAGUUGUGCUGUAUUUUCAACCGUGUGGCUGGUUCGGAGCUGGUCGAUACGAAGUAGACGGAUAUGUGUAUAAUGCUGCCGAAGAGCCUAAGAUUCUAAUAACUGGGAAAUGGAAUGAGGCUUUGAGUUAUCAAGUUUGUGACCCAGAAGGAGAACCACUUCCAGGCACAGAGAUGAAAGAGGUUUGGAGAGUUGCCGAGGCUCCUAAAAACGACAAAUUCCAAUACACCUAUUUUGCACACAAGCUUAACAGCUUUGAUACUGCUCCCAAGAAGUUGUUGCCAUCCGAUUCUCGUCUCCGUCCUGAUAGAGCGGCCCUUGAGAAGGGUGACCUAUCCUUGUCCGGCAACGAGAAGAGCAGUUUGGAGGAGAGGCAAAGAGCUGAGAAGAGAAACCGAGAGGCGAAGAAUCAUAAGUUCACUCCUAGAUGGUUUGAUCUAACAGAGGAAGUAACUCCUACACCUUGGGGUGAAUUGGAAGUUUACCAAUACAAUGGUAAAUAUUCUGAACAUCGGGCCGCUAUAGACAAUUCUGAUAUCAUUGAUAGUACACCGGAAUUCAAUCCUUGGCAAUUCGAUAAUUUGGAGGCUGAAUAAACAUUCUUGUGGAAUUCUUUCUAUUUUUUAACCGUGUCAUGUUGUUAUUAUAAGUUUGUAAUGUAUCUCUUAUUUGAAUUCCUGAAAUUUGAUCUUGUUUUUUGGGGUUGUGUUAUGUUGUUGUAGCUUUUGAUUAAUUACAAUUAGCUUAUGUUAGUUCAAUCCAUUUUAAUGGGUAAAUGUUAGGAGACAACUUGAGCUA